Orbicella faveolata is the source of this 1709-nucleotide messenger RNA. RefSeq names its product endophilin-A3-like. The record is from RefSeq and is a predicted model, not a curated record. NCBI's taxonomy places the organism in Eukaryota, Metazoa, Cnidaria, Anthozoa, Scleractinia, Merulinidae. Gene Ontology annotation, molecular function: protein binding. Gene Ontology annotation, cellular component: cytoplasm.
UGCCUGAUUGAAGGUUUAUUUCGGUCAAUUUACGUGUGUUUUUCCCGUUUGAAUAACGUUGUGUGUCUACGAUCAAGAAGUAGAAAGAUCACAAGAAAGCCAUCAUGUCUUUGGCGGGAUUUAAGAAGCAAAUAAACAAGGCGAAUCAGUUUAUGAGUGAGAAGAUCGGCGGUGCCAAAGGAUCGAGACUAGACGAAGACUUUAUGGAAUUAGAGCGAAAAACUGAUGUUACUGCAAAUCUUGUGGAACAUGUUAGUGGCAAAACAAAGGAAUACCUUCAGCCUAACCCAGCUGCCAGGGCCAAGCUAACAAUGCAGUCCACUGUCCACAAAGUACGUGGUGAGGCUAAAGUGUCAAGGUACCCUCAACCAGAAGGACAGCUAGGAGAGACUAUGCAGAAAGGAGGCCAUGAUCUUGGAGAUGAGUCACUUUUUGGCCAAGCACUCAAGGACACUGGUGAGGCAUUUUCAAAUCUUGCUGAAAUUAAAGAAGCACUUGACAGCAAUGUCAAACAGAAUUUCCUGGACCCUCUUGAUCAGCUCAGGAACAGGGAUAUCAAAGAAAUCAUGCAUCACAGAAAAAAACUGCAGGGAAGACGGCUUGACUUUGACUGCAAGAAGAGAAAGGGACACAAAGUCCCAGAAGAGGAAAUCAGAGCUGCAGAGGAGAAAUUUGAAGAAUCCAAAGAGAUCUGUUACAAUAGCAUGUUAAACCUUAUUGAGACUGCAGAUGUGGAACAAGUUAGCCAGCUUGCAGCUCUUGCAGAAGCAAUUUUUGACUACCACAAACACUGCUGUGAUGUCAUGGAGAGUCUUGUUUCCACUUUAAAUGACAAGGUCUCAGAAGCCUCUAGUCGUCCACGAACUGAGCGUCGAUCUGUAAAGAACCAUCAUGAUGAGAAUGAUAGUGAUGAAGAAGAAUCCAGGUCUUCGUACAGCUUUUCUCCUACACCUGAACCUGUCCCAUCAGCACCACCACAAGAAUCCAAUGAGUCAGACUCCUAUUACUCAGGGCCCUUUAAAGCAAUGUAUGACUUUGAGUCAGAAAAUGAUCAAGAACUUGAUUUCAGUGAAGGAGAUAUAAUUCAAGUGGAGGAGAAAAUAGAUGAAAACUGGCUCACUGGCACUUGCAAUGGCAAAACUGGAAUGUUCCCUACUAAUUAUGUAGAAAAAAUGUAAUUUGAAUGAAAAAAAUGAUAAUUAGGUUUUCAGUGGCAGUGGGUUAUGAAUGUGGAAGUUUUAAAAUGCAACAGAGCAGAGAUGUAGCUAAGAGCUGGUUAAUAGCAUACAUGUAGCUCACCAGCUGAAACAUGGCACAUAACCAGCUGAUCUAGCUGCUGCUCAGGGCAUUCUUAACUACAUCUCUGCUGACAGACUUUUGUUAUAUUCCAUUUGUUAUAUUCCAUUGUCUGAGGAUAAUUAUUGAAACAGGAAUUAAUUAUGCAUAACUGUACAGCCGCAUAAGACAAAUAUGGCACCUUCACGUGGAAUAAUGUGUUCAAUUAGAUUAUAAUAUAAAACCCUUUUAAAAAUGCUUAUGUUAACCUAUACAGUGACUGUGCCAGCAUGUGAAAGCUUAUUAAUACUAGAUGUAAAGCUUUAUCAAAGCACAUAUUAACAAGCUUACCAAUGAUCAGACUUGUUUCCAUGGUGACAGAAGAGAGCAUUAAAUGAUAGCCUUGUACAUUCAUUUUAGUUUGAAUUGCUGUA